Molecule: messenger RNA, 855 nt
Organism: Menidia menidia (Atlantic silverside)
Lineage: Eukaryota; Metazoa; Chordata; Actinopteri; Atheriniformes; Atherinopsidae
Source: the annotation of a GenBank genome assembly
AUGGAGGCGGGCAGCGCUGCGGCAACCGAACCGGAGACGGGAGAGGGGGAUGCUUCUUUUGGGGAACUGACCACCAGCAUGGAUAAUGAGUCUUCAAAUGGCAAAGAGGGGAUGGAGGCGGCGGGCGAGGGCUCGGAGAGUGCCGACGCCCUUCCCGGGUCGGGGGACGAGGACAGCGGGCGGCAGCUGGGGGAGGUGGAGCUGCAGUGUGCUUUGUGCAUGAAAUGGUUCACCGCCGACACCUUUGGCAUCGAUACCGCAACCUGCCUCCCGUUCAUGACCAACUACGUGUUCCACUGCAACGUCUGCCACCACAGCGGGAACACCUAUUUCCUCCGGAAACAAGCCAACUUGAAGGAAAUGUGCCUCACGGCCCUGGCAAACCUCACCUGGCGGUCCAGGACCAAAGACGAACACCCGAAAACCAUGUUCUCCAAAGACAAGGACAUCAUUCCUUUCAUCGAUAAAUACUGGGAGUGCAUGACCACCCGGCAGAGACCAGGAAAACUCACCUGGCCCAACAACAUCGUGAAGACAAUGAGCAAAGAGAGGGACGUUUUCCUGGUGAAGGAGCAUCCGGAUCCCGGGAGCAAAGACGCAGAUGAGGAGUACCCCAAAUUUGGACUUCUGGACCAGGACCUGGGAACCAUCGGACCCUCUUACGACUCACAGAAGCAGACCACCACGGCCCCCACAACCGGGGGGCUCAACGGUGCCCUGGCUCCGGGCCCGGGAAAAGGAAGAGGAGCCAAACGCAAACAGCAGCAGCAGGAGGGCACCGCGGCCGGAGCCACCAAGAGAACCCGCAGGUCAGGGGUCAAAGGUUAUUUAGCUGGCUUUAUUCAGGUUAUUUAG